GGUUCCCGUCGCUCUGCGAUAACGUCGACAGCCCGUCGUCGAGCGGCUCAGUAGUACGCUACCACCCACGCACGUAGUACACACGCUCAUCCACGUGUGAUCGCCGAUCGGUAUCCGGAGCUUUUUUUUCGAUCACCACUUUCCAGUUUUUUAUUUUUAAUAAUUCAUUAUUUGCUAAAUUUAAAAAAUGUAGUAAUUAUUUUGUUUUAUGGAUGGAUCUAGAGAUCGAUGCUCGCGAACUUUUCGAGUGGCCGUUUCACAAGUCAAUUAACGAUUAUGGUAAAAUUUAAGAUGAAAUUCAAGUAUUAAUUGUUCUUUUUGUUGUGAUUUUUUUGAGGGGUUUUAUUGCUUCGGUUAAUUUUUUUUCUUUGGUCAUCUUUAGGAGUUACGUUUUAUCGUGAAUUUCCACGAGUAGUAUGGCACUACCGGCAUGCGGUUCACUCGUGUUGGUCAACGGAAAUCACCGUCAGCCGCCAUUACCACGACGUCAUUCUGAAACUCCAGCGAUAUUACAAAGAACACCGCCCCCAAUACCGAUCCGUAAGAAAAAUGAAAAGCCAAUAUUCAUAACGGAGAACCGACGGAAAUUCGAAGGAAGAAAAUUCAGUCUCGAUGCAAAUAAACUCGAUAGUUUAGUACCGGAGCGUCCAUUUCAAUCAAUAUGGAGGCAGCACGAGGACAUUGGUAAUGAAAAACUCAUCGACCUUGAGUCAACAUCGUCUGUACCACAAAGCAGGCUCGAGUGUAAUACCGUGCAUCAGCAGCAGCAUCAGCAUCAGUCCGCAUCAAAGCUCCCAGCAGCUGUCGGCGUCUCGGAAACUGCUGAGACUCGCGACUUCGGCGCUCCGAGCUUCGACAAAACGGGAGGGGGAUUCCUGCCAGAGGCUUGCGAAGUGGUAACCUUUAAGUCGAGCUUUGAAGAGCUACAGAAAGCCGCUCGCGAUCUCGAUAAGAGGCUUCACGAGGAGAUCAUCAUCGCCGCUGAAAUUGCUCGCUCCACCACCGCCCAAGCUAAUCAACCCAGGCUCAAUAAUGGCUUGCCCAGAAACUCAAGACUACAACGCUCAAAGUUCGAACUCGAUCAGGAGGAAAGCCACCAGGACUUGGAGAAGAGAUCCAAGUUUGAGGCUCUGCAAGCUGCGUCAAGAAAUUUGGAGAAGCGGCUGCAAGGCGAGCGUGAGAUUCAGCAGCAGCAGCUGGCCAAGGGAAAGUACAACUCAGACAUGGAGAGAGCGAGAAAUAUAUUGCAAAGUAAUUUGCGGAAGGAGCGAGUCGUCGAGCGAUUAGAGAAGUUACCAAAGGCCACUCAGACGAAUUUGCCGCCUCCUCUCAGCUCUAUUUGCCAGAACUCUUACAACACCUCUUCCUCUAGCAGCAAUAACAUUAACAUCGGUAACAUCAAUAGCUUAAACAAUAACAAUAUCAAUAACAACAAACCGGGGAGCGUUAGGCAAGACAGCAAUGUGUCCUCAGACAGUUUCAGCCAAACGAGCUCGCCAAGUUACACCAGCAAAACCAUGGAAGCACCUCUUUUGCCGCACAAACAUAUUUUUAGCAAAAUUCAAGGUAAAAUAUCAACCACAGAACCCGAACCACCAGGUAGUCCAAUUACAAAAUCGAUAAGCACUCCAGCAAGCUUGCAAACAAUCGUCAGGUUUCAUAGCGGCAGCAAUAUGUCUUUGCAUCACAGGAUAAUCCGAGACAUGAGAAGACCUAGCAGUCAUUAUGUAUCUCGAGGAAAAUUACGCUUUCGCAUUGCUCAAAUUUUAAUUAAUGUACUCGCUCUUAUCGCUAUCACCGGUGGCUUCUUAGUGUACUUUAAAACAAACCCACCAGACAGCAUUAAAUUUCCGAAUGAAACAAUUAAAACACCAGUAGUAAUUUAUUCACCCAGUGAAAUAUAUUUAUCAGAACAAAAAAAUCCAGCGCCUGGCAUUUGUCUUCCAGUCAUCGUUACUUUUUGCCUCUUUCACAAGGUGCCAUACAACUUCACUGUUUUUCCGAACUACAUGGGUAACUUCCAACAACGUGACGCUCAACAUGAGCUGGAGAGUUACGAGGCAGUCGUGGAUGUCAGGUGCUACGAGCUUGCAGCAUUGUUUCUUUGUAAUGUCUUUGUUCCCAAAUGCGGGCCACGUGGUCAAGUUGUGCGCCCGUGUCGCAGCCUUUGUAACGAAAUGACUAGAAGAUGCGGAUUUUUCCUCACCGUCUUUGGAUUGAAAAUGCCGGAUUACUUAGAUUGCGAUUUUUUUCCUGAAAACUCGGAUCCUGAUGUCUGUGUUGGCCACCGGGAGGUCAUUGAGGCUUCAGAACGGGCCAGAAAACCAAUUUGCAUCAGUGGUUUUCAAUGCGACGGUACCAGAUGCAUUCCGCUUGAUUGGAAGUGCGACGGGCACGUGGAUUGCGCCGAUCACAGUGACGAGAUUGGAUGCGGGGAUUGCGCCCUUUCUACAUCCGUUAUUACUUCUACUACUGUUUCAUCCCAAUAUUCUUCUGUUAUAGCCAGUGAUACUAAUAAUAAUAAUAAUAAUAAUAAUGAUAAUAAUAAUAAUAAUAAUAAUGAGGAGAAAACAAAAAAAUCGACGAUGUAUGAUUUGAUUGACAAGCCGACACUUCACUGCGGCGAGAGAAGGUGUAUGACAGCUUCACAUGUUUGCGACGGUGUAAUGGACUGUCCUUGGGGACAAGACGAGAGGAAUUGCAUUCGAUUGAGCGAAAUGAAUGGAGACAACGGCAAAGGACGACUACAAGUUUACAACGUUAAAAAUGAUACUUUCGUCCCGGCUUGCAUCCCUAAUUGGCACUCAUCACUGGCGCAGUCCAUUUGUAAUCUUCUAGGAUAUACAGUCGCAGAAUCAUCAUCCCUUUCUAUGAAAAAUAAUGACGUAGCAGUAAACGAACCGCUGAUAGACACGUCCCAAGGAUGGCGACUGGCCCAGAAAAGUGGGCGGAAUUUAUUGAAAGAGCUGCAAUCGUGUACUAAUAAAGAAGACUAUCUAACAGUUGAUUUGUCCUGCUCUGAAUAUGCGUGCGGAAGAAGACGGUAUCAUUACGGGAAUCUCAAAGUUAGAUCACGUAUAGUUGGUGGCGUCGAAUCAGCACCAGGAGAUUGGCCAUUCCUUGCAGCGCUAUUAGGCGGCCCCGAAGAAAUUUUUUACUGCGCUGGUGUCCUAAUUUCCGACCAAUGGGUGCUGACAGCAUCGCACUGCGUUGGAAAUUUCAGUCACUCUAAUCUGUCUGAUUGGACGAUACAACUGGGGAUCACGCGACGGCAUGCCCAUUCGUAUUUCGGCGAGAAGCUUAAAGUAAAGAGAGUUGUGCCCCAUCCUAAUUACAACUUAAGGGUCGCUCAUGAUAACGAUGUCGCGUUGUUUCAAUUGAGCAAACGAGUCGGCUUUAAUGAACAUUUGAGGCCUGUUUGCUUGCCGAAGGCCAGUGUUGAACUGGCACCUGGUACUAUUUGUACUGUUAUCGGCUGGGGUAAGAAAGACGACACUGAUGGUUCGCAGUACGAACCAACAGUUAACGAAGUUAAAGUACCUGUUUUAGAAAGAGAGCUCUGUAAUGCUUGGUUAGAGCACAAGGAUUUGAAUGUUACCGAUGGGAUGAUUUGUGCGGGUUAUCCGGAGGGCAAGAGGGACGCUUGUCAGGGUGAUUCGGGUGGACCACUUCUUUGUCAAUCAGAAGACGACGAAGAACGUUGGUUCGUCGGAGGAAUCGUCAGUUGGGGAAUAAAAUGCGCUCAUCCACGUCUACCUGGUGUCUAUGCUUAUGUACCUAAAUACGUACCCUGGAUACGUGAACAAAUAGCUAAGUAUUCAUCCAAAAAUUUCGGUGACUAAUUAC
This is a messenger RNA of Cotesia glomerata, 3846 nucleotides long. RefSeq names its product atrial natriuretic peptide-converting enzyme-like. Gene Ontology annotation, biological process: proteolysis. The record is from RefSeq and is a predicted model, not a curated record. The transcript is spliced from 16 exons. Gene Ontology annotation, molecular function: serine-type endopeptidase activity; protein binding. Lineage: Eukaryota; Metazoa; Arthropoda; Insecta; Hymenoptera; Braconidae. Gene Ontology annotation, cellular component: membrane. The coding region runs from base 417 to 3842 and encodes 1141 amino acids.